GCAACGCUGACGUGUUUAACGCAGAAAUUGUGACUGUCGCAUUGUGGUUCCGGGAAGCAGAAGAGCGGCAAGUACUAAUUCAGAGGUGUUAAACAACCGUUUCUUGUUAUUUCUACUGCGGACAGAUUCGCAAAAGUGCGUGACGAUGGCAGGAGAAAUGUCAAUGAUUGGUUCUAUGAUCCUGGCUCUGUUCUUGGCCGGUUAUUUGGGUCAACAGUACUUGCCUCCACCCAAGCCCAAAGUGAUUGGCCUGGACCUGGGAACCACUUUUUGCUCUGUGGGCGUUUUCCACCCUGGCAGCGGAGAAGUGGAGGUGAUCGCAGAUGAGGAGGGCAGGAGGAGCAUCCCGAGCGCCGUCUCCUUCACCAACACGACGGUGCUGACUGGACACGAUGCGGUAGAUGUGGCCGACAACAACCCCCACAACACUAUCUAUGAUGCAAAGAGGUUCAUCGGGAAGGUCUUUACUCCACAUUUGCUGGAGCAGGAAAGCAGCCGCUAUCCAUUCAAGGUGAUGUCCAACAACGGGAGCGCCGAGUUUGUGAUCACCACCAACGUUACAUUCACAGUGACUCCCGAGUUCAUCGGCUCUAGGCUGCUGCUGAAGAUGAGGAAGAUGGCCGAGCGGCAACUGGGCGCGCUCGUUCACAAAGCCGUCAUCUCUGUGCCCGCAGAGUUUGACGAGAGGCAGCGGGAGUACACCAUCAAAGCCGCCAACCUCGCCGGCUUGGAGAUCUUGCGCGUGAUCAAUGAACCCACGGCGGCGGCCAUGGCGUACGGCCUUCACAAGGUGGACGUCUUCAGCGUGCUAGUGGUGGACCUCGGCGGAGGAACCCUGGACGUGUCUCUGCUCAACAAACAGGGUGGCAUGUUCUUCACCAGAGCCAUGGCCGGGAACAACAAGCUCGGCGGUCAAGACUUCAGCCAGAGGUUAUUCCAGUACGCCACAGAGCGAGUGCGACAGGAGUUCGGCGUGGCUCCCACUCUGAAAGAGGACCUCCAUCGUCUACGGCAGGCCGUGGAGGCGGCCAAAAUCAACCUCACCCUCCAGGCCAGCGCCACCAUCAGGUCGCCGCUGCGCCUGCUCACCCGUGACGACUCGGCCCCGGAGCGGGUGCUCUUCGAGGCGGAGGUGACGCGGCAACUUUUCGAGGAGCUCAACGAGGACCUCUUCCGGAAGAUUUUGGCCCCGUUGGAGACGGUGCUCACCGAGGGCCAGCUGGACAAAGACGAAGUGGAUGAGAUCGUGCUGGUGGGCGGCUCCACCAGGAUUCCGCGCAUCCGCCGGCUCAUCGCCGACUUCUUCGGCAAAGAGCCCAACACUUCGGUGGACCCCGACCUCGCCGUGGUGACGGGCGUGGCCCUCCAGGCGGGCAUCAUGGGCGGAUCGUGGCCGUUACAGGUCAGCGCCAUCGAAAUCCCCAAUAAACGCCUUCACAAGACCAACUUCAACUAGUUGAAAACGCGGGACAGUGCCGAGACCACCUGAAUGUACUUCUUUUUGGGCCACCGAGAACUAAAGUGGGCUAACUGUUACUUGUGGAGGACCGAGGGGAAGUUUUAUGACUGGCCACAAAAACAUUCGGAAGAAUCGUGGUCCGAAUCCAAACCGGUGUCAAGUUUAUCAAUAUGUCAUCAAAGAUGAUGAAUAACAUUCACUGAAACUAACAUGCAGAAGCUGUUACUCAAGAUAUUUAAAAAAACAAAACAAAAAAAAGGCUUUGGGGCAAUAAGCGACUGUCACCUUUUUGUUCGAAUUGGAAUUCAACCAGCAUUUAAACCAGCACUCAAUUGAUAGGUGACUUUUGUCUAACUGGAAUCUAGUUAACCCACUCGGUUUCUCGGUUUAUACCUGAAGAACCAGACUUUUUAGCUGCGCUUAAUCAGCAACAUCUCAAUUUGUACUUGGAGACAAAUGGGCCAAAACGGCACGUUGGUUGGACCAACGAGAAAUACGAAUCUCAGGAAGUGGACAGACUUGGUUAUUAUUGACCACAGGGUUGUCGUUUCAAGACUCAGUGGGGACACUGGGAACUGGAAUGAGGUGCACACAUCCCCCCCCCCCUCCCCCUCUCACCUUAAUAUCUGUAAUUUAAUCAAAUGAAGAACUAUUG
Molecule: messenger RNA, 2114 nt
Organism: Hippocampus zosterae (dwarf seahorse)
Lineage: Eukaryota; Metazoa; Chordata; Actinopteri; Syngnathiformes; Syngnathidae
Gene: hspa13
Product: heat shock protein 70 family, member 13
Exons: 5
Coding region: 146-1456 (436 amino acids)
Biological process (GO): vesicle-mediated transport; protein refolding; cellular response to unfolded protein
Cellular component (GO): plasma membrane; cytosol; nucleus
Molecular function (GO): heat shock protein binding; ATP-dependent protein folding chaperone; ATP binding
Source: RefSeq, a predicted model, not a curated record